CAUAUCAAGUGAAUAGUAGCAUUUGUAAAUGUAAGGAUUGACUAAGAUGAUAUCCAAUACGAUUAUACGUAAAAGGUGUAGAAUCCCCUGCCUGAUACAUUGAUGAUAUUUUUGUGCAGCAACACCAUGCAUAUUUCCUGACGGACUAAAAGGUGUUUGGAUAACAUCCGAUCAGGCAAUCUUUCGAAUUAAUUCCUCAACGCUUCACGGAUAUCCCGUCAAUAUUCCUGGAUUUCGUACCCUCGAUUUUACAUGUGAAGAUGUCCAUAACACCAAAUACGUAUUGAGGUCCGUACAGCAGAAAAUUGUAUUCGGACAGGCUGUGAAUAUGUUUGUUUGUCUGGAUAUUCGCCCUACUCAGGAUAACUACAUCUAUUAUAUCGGAACAGAGUUCGAAAGUUUCUUGAACGAUGCCUUGGUAGGAAGUAUCAAUUCAACUGUGACAAAAGACGAAGUAUGUGACCGUCCCGAACCGUUUGAUGGUAGUUCAGCGGUCAUGCUUGUAAAAAACACCUCAUCAGUACAAGGUAUCCCUUGUCCACCAAGCACGUUUUUCUCUUACAACUCAUUGUCUGUCGUCGAAGGAAUUAAUGUUACACAUUGUCCUGAGAGUCGACUGGAAGUCUGUGAUGACACAACACGCAUGCGCAUUACUAUCAACAACACAUGUGGAUCUGCUAUAGCAACCAUCGCGGAUUUCUCUUGUUUGUAUUACGUCGAAAGUAGCAAUAUGACUUACCUCUAUAUGGAAACGGACGAUCGGAACAUGAUGACUCUUCAACAUAACAUCGUGUGUGCUGAGAUGUAUAAUGAUAAUGAUGGACUGAUUGUGAAGGUGUAUGAGGAAUACUGCAACGAUUUAAUGGUCACUGACUCUAUCGUAUCUCUCAGAUUAACGUCUAAAGAAAACUGUCAUCAGGAUCAAACGGAUGCUGCAACAACACCCUCGUCGUCCGUGCCAAAGGAUAGUUCGUUUUCUAUUUACUUUGUUAUCGGAGGAGUUAUCGUUCUUUGUAUUGCCAUCGCUGUUAUCAUCGCCAUUAUCAUCUCUCGACAAAAAAUGUGUUUUCAAUGUCGUCUACAACCGCAGAUACCUGAAUCUGGUCAACAAUUUACAGACAUUAACUUAUAGCAUUCUAGCAAAUUGGCAUUAAACUGGAGAAAAUUCCUUACCUGUCAUUCAAGAUGCUUUAACUUAAUCAGGUGACCCCUACGUCACCUUUGACUCUUCAAUGUUGAUAAUCCCAUAACAAACAGAAAAUAUUUUCAAAACAGUACGUAAUUAUUUGCAAUGUAUAACCGAUUGCUUAGAUUAAAUGACGAGUACACCUCGGCAAAAAUCAGUGAUGCGAUUUUAUUUCUUGUAUAAUUGUCUAGUGUAACUGCUACUUAGUUAUGGACGUAUAUCCGUUGGAAUAAUUCAACGAAGCAAUAUGUCUCAUAGUUUGGUUAAU
This is a messenger RNA of Pecten maximus, 1454 nucleotides long. RefSeq lists its product as uncharacterized. Bases 329 to 1132 code for a protein of 267 amino acids. The transcript is spliced from 8 exons. Lineage: Eukaryota; Metazoa; Mollusca; Bivalvia; Pectinida; Pectinidae. The record is from RefSeq and is a predicted model, not a curated record.